AUCCGCUUGUCCUUUUCCUUGAUGUCCUAUCUUGUCGUAGAGCCGAGCCUUUCGAUGAGGGUCUCGCCGGGGUAUAAAGGAGUUCUGAAGAUACGAUGGGCAGCAGAGUCUCAGCUUUCUCUGCAGCCUCUACCCAUACACACUUCUUCCAAGUUCUUCAAUCACCCAUAACACUGACGAUGUCGACCGUAGACGUUACGAUCCGCGCAGGAGUCGUGAGCACUCUUGCGACGCCGGAGGCAACCAAGAAGCUGCAGGAGCUGCUCAUUCGGGAUGGCAAGGAGCACCACUGCUUCUUCAACGACCGCGGCUUCCACAACCAUCUUCCGCACCACCUUAUCGCUGCCUGCGACAUGGGAGCUUCGCCGAAGCUUCUGGAGGAGAUAUACGAGCUGGAGGCGCGGGACCAGCGCCCUGUCGGUGAGCCAGGGCCUCCGCUGGACGACGUGCGCUGGACUUCGCGACUCGGAGACCGAAGCGCCUAUGCUACUUAUCUCGUGUUCUUCAAGGAGAAGAUCGCCAAGUACGGUGUCACCAAGACUCUGGAGGACUACUUGAUGUCUCCGGAUGCUAACUUCAAUGGCGCAUCGAUGUUCGGUCGUCUGUUUGGGGGCGCGCUUCAUCCCAUUAUUCACAUCGGAUUUGGAGUGGAAUUGGGUCUCGACUCUUUGGUUGCCCAAGGUCUUGCCAUGUGUGCAGGCACGGAAGGAAACUUCUCAUCCGUUGUCGCCGACCACUGGUCUACUGCGAUGCCCAAAGUCCCCGAGGUCCCCACCAAGGGUGUCACACUCUUCUCGAUCCUUCGCCAGGUGUACGAGUCCUCCGAACUGACGCCUACCCUCCCCUAUGUUCCGAAUGACGCCAUCGGCACUGGGUUCUACAAGAUCAGCGACUCUCCCAUACACACCCAUGCUUUGCGCAAUUUGUACUCGAAGUGGUCCAUCGACACGACCUUGGAAGGAGCAGCCUUCGAUGCGGAGAUCAGUAAACGCAUCGAGGAAGCCUACUGGCAGGCGAUGCUACUCACCGCAGGGGUGGGGCGCACGGGCCACGGGCCCCGCAUCGACUUCUUCCUCAUGCACGCCAUUACCAGUGCGAUUGUCCUGCCUCGCCUGCUUGACGCGCUGCCCCGGAAGCUUCACAAGGUCCAGAUGCUGCAAGGCUUCGCACGCGCUUGCGCCGUAUGGGGUAUUGCCCGUGGGCGCCCUCAUAUCAACCCCUCGCUGCUGAUGUCCUAUCCCGCUCUGCCGGCUCCUGCAAGCCUCAAAACCAGCACCGCCGCGGAUCCCUGGGCCCCGAUUAUUACCACUGGGCUCGACCACUUCGACUCCCACGUCGUGAAGACGAUCCGGGGGUUGUAUUACGGACACAUCCAUUACGGCAACGUCCCCGCUGGCCAGGUCUUCGGCGCGCUAGAUGAAAAUGGGAAUGAGACGCAUCCGGGCCUCGCCAAGCUUGAUGGGACAGCCUGGAUCCGGGCAGCUGGCAUCACCUGCACAGCCCUGGGCUGGAUGGCUUUCGGCGAGGAGGGCGGCAAGUGGGAUCGCAGUGGACUGGGAUGGGAUGCUGCGUGGGAGUGAGUUCCUGGACCCAGGGCUUGGGAACUACUUGAAGCAUGUAUCGGCAAGAUGAAUGUGAAUGUUGAUUGCAGCGAUCUGCUAGAUGGUCUUACCACAUUCCUGAUGAGUGUUGGGGGAUGCGCAAGAAGUUUAACAGGCUUUAAAGCGGAUCAGACCACCGUGACCCUCUCCGUUGUCGUUGUUUCACACACGGCUACGAGGUAUCGAUCCUCUUUACAUCCGUCACCGAGAGCACCGACUGAAACGCCCCUCCCUUCACACCCGCUCCACCAUUCAACUAGUCAUCCACAUGCGACCUCCUCUGAUCGUCAGAUAACGUCGAAUACUUGUUGACUUUGAAGGCCCGGCCUGUACUCGUGCCACAAUUGUUGGCCCAUGAGGCACGCCAGAAAACGAAACAUGCGCUAAAUUCGGACCAGCGUCCUUGUUUGUGCAAACGCACCACGUCGGAAUUGCGCCAUUUUGAGCUCCGCAAGCGCUUUUGGCAGGUCUCCGCUGGUCUCGGGUCGGAACCGCACUAUCGGCGUCACAAUGGGCGGAAUGACAGCGGCCAUGCAGAGAUAUCAGUUAAGAGAGACCAAGACACCGCCGUCAUCUAGGCUUCCGAACAUAUUCUCCGGGAUCCGGGAUCUCACUCCGGGUAGCUACAGAUGCGAUCUGGUGAAUUUCUCAAGCACACGGGCUGAGAAACCUCCCUCGGUGCGAUAGAUCGAAGCAGUGGGGGUCGAUGAAUGUCAGUCCCUGGACGGAUUUCUAUAAAUCCUCCUCGUCGCAUGUCUGUGAAUUGUCAUCGCGCCCAGGAUCAGCUCCGAACGAAAAUGUGUCGCCAAAUAGCGUCAGUUCGGGCUUGCAGCACCUUUCCUUUCCCGCAUGUGCUGACCAGAGACUUCAGUGAAGGAACACGAUGGACCGUUUGUGGUGUGAGCUUGCUCACGGCCCCUUCGACUGCUUCACACUGAACCCGGCCAGCAUUUCCAGCGCCAUCUCGUCGUCGCGAUAUUAGACUGCAACUCGCGGCAAUGCGAGCGCUCGGUCUACCACCCACGGGAGUGCCGGUCUCGAACGUGCGCUCGUGUGCGUUGGAUAACACGUGCAUGCUUGCUUUUUUGAGGGCUCAUAUCCUGCUGCGUGAUUAGAACUUUGGCCCGGAAAUCCAAAACGACGUCGAUGCAGUAGACGAGUACUGUUGGGCUUGCAGAGCAGCACAGGACCGCGCGGCGAGGGGUCUUAAUUAUUGAUAGGGACUCGACUUGUACUCUCUCCACGCUCCUCAAAAAGAAAACUCACAGAUGCUUCACAUACGA
This is a messenger RNA of Mycena citricolor, 2884 nucleotides long. The record is from the annotation of a GenBank genome assembly. Lineage: Eukaryota; Fungi; Basidiomycota; Agaricomycetes; Agaricales; Mycenaceae.